Molecule: messenger RNA, 2776 nt
Organism: Mytilus californianus (California mussel)
Lineage: Eukaryota; Metazoa; Mollusca; Bivalvia; Mytilida; Mytilidae
Product: neurotrypsin-like
Exons: 15
Coding region: 966-2300 (444 amino acids)
Cellular component (GO): membrane
Source: RefSeq, a predicted model, not a curated record
UAGUGUAGUUGUGAGAACUUUAAGUAAGAUGCACGUUAUUAGAUUUUUCUUUUAUUGUGUAUUAUGGGAUUGUAUUUUAGUUAUUCAUUCCUAUCAGGUUUACAGACUUCCAAAAAGAAAUCAUAUCACAAGAUUAUCAGGAUUAGAGUUUUUACCUCCAUACUACAGCAAUUAUGGUAUCGGUCAAAACAAAGAUGUUGCUUUGAGAUGUAAAGUGAGGACUCGCUCUGAACAAUCACCGACAUUUAUGUGGGAAAAGAUGUCCAAUACAAAUACUGAAAACUUCACCUUAAUCAGUGAAGGCGCAAAAUAUCUGAUACGACAAAAAGAAUGGACACGUGAUCGCUAUAACCGAGGUCGCUAUAUUAGUAAACUUGUCAUCAAACAAACAAAGACUACAGACUCUGGACUUUACAGGUGCCGCGUGACAGUUACUGAAGAUGUCAGGCUGCAACGGCUGUUCGAAGUCCACGUGAAUGCAUCCAGUGUAACUCCUGUACGCCUAGUUACAUCCACAACAAAUGGAGGAGGAAUGAUUGAAGUUUUUCACAAACAUAAAUGGGGAGCUAUCUGCGUCAGUGGAUUUACAACUAUAGAAGCUGCAGUUUUAUGUCGGUCUCUUGGAUAUCCUCAUGGAGGGGAACCACAAAAUUCAUAUGAAAAUAAGCCAAUUUUCCGUAGACCACAUCAGUAUGGGAAUCCAUUUUGGAUGGAAAAUGCGCAUUGUUCUUUGAACGCGACCGAUCAGUCAAUGUUCCGGAUGGGGAGACAACAUUGAGUGUAAAGUAUGGCUUGAUUCCUACGUUGGAGUCACGUGUAGACAGGAACCAUUGCAGGUUCCUGUCAACCUUAUCCGAUUACCACAAAAUUUACUGGAAGGAACUGUUGAAGUAUUUUACAACGGACAGAUAGGUACAAUUUGUUAUCAUGGGGUCGGACAUAGAGAAGUCAAUGUUCUUUGUAAAAUGCUUGGACAUAACUUUGGUGGCGUUAAAUUCAAUCCAGAUUUCAAACAUUUAUUCUUGAGAGAGCUUAUACAAAAUCUGAAAUGUCCUGAAAAUGCUACACAUCUCGAACAGUGUUCACACGAGGCGUGGGGAGAGCAAUGUACAUCCUGUCAGUGUGAUGGGUUUUAUUCAGUGUUAGCAGUCAGAUGUUGGACAAAAGCAGAAAUAGAGAACUCACAUGCAAGUGUACGACUAGCAGCUUCUAAUGUUGAGCAUGAAGGACGGAUUGAGGUAAAACACAACAACACAUGGGGCACUGUGUCACCAAAAAGUUUCGGAUAUGAAGAGGCGGAUGUAAUGUGCAGGAUGCUGGGAUAUAGAUAUGGUGGAACUCCAAAGUUGGACAAAUUUCCACCGGGACAAGGUCCAAUCUGGAUUGAUGAGAUUCAUUGUCCUUUUAAGGCAUAUAAUAUGAGCGACUGUACAUUCACAUGGGGUCCUUACGGUAAUUUUGAUCACAAAGAUUAUGCUGGUGUAAAAUGCAGAACAGAACCAGAACCAGACCCAGAAACAAAGUUUAGAUUAAUAGGACCCAAGAGUGCAGAAGGGGAAGGUAGAUUGGAGUACUUUAAAUAUGGACAUUGGGGAACAGUAUGCAAGGCUUACAUGGGGACAUCCGAAGCUUCGGCAUUCUGUCAUCUGCUUGGAUAUAGGAAUGGUGGUUAUAUCUUACAAAAUCAAGAUACUAGGAAUGCAUACAAGUUUUAUGGACCACCUUUGAUGGAAUAUUUGGACUGUCCUUGGAACACAACUGAUAUUGAAACAUGCCAGACGCGGAACUCGGCGUAUAAAGAUUUCCGAGAAACAUGUGAUGCACAUACCAAUGAUGCAGCGCUAAAAUGUAGAACUGAUAAGUUCCCUGAAUAUGAAGUCAAAUUGAUCGGUAGAAGUUUAAAUGAAGGUCAACUUCGUAUCGAGUAUAACAAUUCAUGGUACAGUGUAUGUAGUUUGUUGGGCAAUUGGCAAGGGGUUAGACCUACAACCGCUGCAGUUGUAUGCAGACAACUUGGAUACACGAAUGGCGGUGAAUACAGAUUCAUAAACAUUGAUCAACCAGACUUGUGGAUAGGUCUUGAUUGUAAUGGAAAAGAAAUGAAUGUUGGACAAUGUAAUUACUUAAUGACACAUACUUACUGUGGUCCAAGAGGUUACUUAAAUGCUGUGUAUAUAAAAUGUUACGAGAUAGAUGAUGCGGAUCGUCAGAUGUCAACGCAUAUUGAAGAUGAUGGAAGAGCCCUUAUUCAUCGAAAAGGGAUCUCAUGGGAAAUUUGCUCCAACACAUGGGGGAAAUAGAAGCGGAUGCAUUUUGUCGAAUGUUAGUGAAUAGUGCUGGAGUUGAAACUUAUCUACCGUAUGGACGAUUCCCACCUAGAUCAGGAGUAUAUAAUGUGAUUUCCAAUAUGUUUUGUCCCCGAGGAACGCAUCAUCUGGGAGACUGUUUCUAUGGUCCUAAUCCAUGGGAGCCUAGUAUAUGCAAAGCCACUGGUGAAUACCGUGCUCAGCGUAUUGUUGUGGGUGGUGUUUCAUGCUCAUGAUAACAUUAAAACGGACAUCUCAUUCUCUUUGAUCAUUAUUAAUUCAAUGCAUGUGAACUGUUUUGGCACAAUGUCGAAAUAAUUUGCAUAUUAAAUAACUUCAUAUUUACAUUGUUCUUUAUUCAAAAAUGAUGAAAAAUAAACAUCAAGGAGGAAACACCAGCUUCUUAAAUUAUUUAACUGUGAUAAAACUAAGGAUGAAAUUCAACUACCAAAAUAAAAGUUUACCCGAGA